This is a messenger RNA of Brassica napus (rape), 1076 nucleotides long. RefSeq lists its product as uncharacterized. The record is from RefSeq and is a predicted model, not a curated record. The transcript is spliced from 5 exons. Bases 503 to 934 code for a protein of 143 amino acids. NCBI's taxonomy places the organism in Eukaryota, Viridiplantae, Streptophyta, Magnoliopsida, Brassicales, Brassicaceae.
UUCGAAUACGUACUUUACAGAAUUCUUAUUGGGCGAGAUCUACCAAAAUCUAAGCCCAUCAAGCCUUAAGCUUCCUCCUGGUUCUUAAAAUUUCUAGGGUUUAUAGGCGCAUCCAAGAUGCAACCAUCAAACAACAAUGGCGAUUCUGACGUUUCUGUCUCCAUUCUUCACCUUUCGAUCGUUACAAAUCAAAUUAAUAGACCCCCAUGAACCGAAACUUAAAUCUUCAUCGCCACUACACCCACGAUCUUCCAUUAAAUGAUUAUUGUUCUUCGUCCAGUCGGUGAUUCUCAGCUAUAAAAAGUAUAAUGGCUGCCUCAACUAUCUUGCUCUCCUAUUUGAAGGCUCGACGGUGCUCUUCCACGGUGGAGGUGCGGCUUCUGAGACUCUAGGAAGCAAGAAACGCUAAACUUGGUGGAAAGUUGAUAAGGCGACUCUCAUACAUGCCACCGUGAAUGUCCACCAUCUGACCACUUUCAGACAUCGCCUCACGGCGGGUUCCAUGUUCUCCGUCAGCAGAUUUGAUGUGACUGAGUGCAACCAGAACUUCAUGCUGUCAGACUCUCCUCUGGCAAUCCGAUUCAGUGAUUCCACCGCUAUGGAUGAGAUGACUGAGCCGGUGAACCCCAUUCCUGAAGAACGGUUCAGGUUCUGCAAUCACAGUGAGUUGCUUGGUCUAGCCAACACCAACACCCACCUUCCAGACAUAACUGGUGAGAUAUGUGCAAUUCAUAUUCUGUUUUCUCCUUGGCAGUACGUCUAUGUGACACUUAGUUUGUUUGACUCACAAUCUGUUGCGUUUCGCAACAAAAUAGAACGUAAGGAGUGGUUUCCAGAGGCUGAUAAGCUUGAGGAACUCAAAGUAUGUAUUGGCGUUGUUUUCUCGGCUUUUAGUUUAAGUUUAUUUUGUGCGGAAGAGUAUUUGUUGCUUUGAUCAUCUCCUUGCAUUUUCAUGUAACUAAGUUUGUAACUCUCAGGAGCAUCUUUGCGAUUUGUUUUUUUAUGGAUUGUACCGUUACAUAAUUGCAAUGCUUAAUAUAUGGAUAAGAUGUGACCAAAUGAAUAUUUAAAAACGA